Molecule: messenger RNA, 1638 nt
Organism: Fusarium keratoplasticum
Lineage: Eukaryota; Fungi; Ascomycota; Sordariomycetes; Hypocreales; Nectriaceae
Exons: 6
Coding region: 1-1638 (545 amino acids)
Biological process (GO): transmembrane transport
Cellular component (GO): membrane
Molecular function (GO): site-specific DNA-methyltransferase (cytosine-N4-specific) activity; transmembrane transporter activity; DNA binding
Source: RefSeq, a predicted model, not a curated record
AUGGGUAGCGAAUCUCACCCCGUCGACAUGAAGCAAGACGCCAGCCAUGUCGAGAACGUCAAUGUUGACGACCUCGAGGCUGUUCAUGUUACAAAGUCCAAAGUUACCGUCACCGGGACGGUCAAGCUCACUGAGGGAAAGAUUGUCUACAUUCCCACGCCUACAGCUGAUCCUCGAGAUCCUCUCAACAUGAAGAUGUGGCAAAAGGCCAUGGUUCUCGUAACCAUCUCCCUCUUCUCGACAAUUGGCCUGGCCCUCGUCUCCGGAUUCGGAGGUCUCCUGGGCUUCUACAUCCCCGGCUACGCGGCCGUCGGAAAGGGUUACGAUGAUAUCACGCACUUGAUGACAUAUCCGACCUUGUUCAUGGGCAUCGGUAACCUCAUCGGAAUGCCCCUCGGUAUGGCCGUUGGCCGUCGAAUCGUCCUCCUCGGAGCUACAGUCAUCAUGGUAGCCAGCGCCGGCUUGUGCGCCGGAGCGAAAACAUACGAAUGGCAUCUUGGUGGACGCAUUGUCCUUGGCCUGGCUGCUGGUCAGAGCGAAGCUCUCGUGCCAAUGAUCACGCAGGAGAUUUUCUUUCUGCACGAGAGAAGUCGAUGGUUGAUGGUCCAGCAGUCGAUCCAGACAAUCGCCACAGCCGUCUUUGUCCUCUUUGCUGGUCCUAUUGCUGGGGCCAUCACCCCUGAGUGGUGGUACGGUCUCGGUACCUGUCUUUCUGGGCUCUGCUUUAUCCUGGCUGUCUUCUUUGUCCCUGAGACAAAGUAUGACCGCCCCUCAUCAUCAUUCCAGGAUGCCGGGAGUGACGACACUGCAACCUCGGAGGAUGGCAAGACUCUGACGGUCUGUACGGAACGCCCAGAGCUCGACUUUGUCAACUUUGAGCCACGGACCUGGAAAUCCGACCUGAGACUCUGGAUUGGAAAACCCGAGUGGAAUAAGUUGUCCGAGAUCCUUCUCCAAACCUUUGGGCUUCUCCUCUUCCCUAACGUUCUCUGGGCUAUGUGCCUCAACGGUCUCACCAUCGGAGUCAACAUCGCUAUUGGCACGACCUACGGAACCAUCGUGACGAGCCCUCCCUACAACUGGCCGCAGACCUCGGCAAGCUACGUCAACGCUGGACAGAUCGCCACAUCUCUGGUUGCCUUGCCACUCCUUGGUCACGGCUCUGACAAGCUCAUCACCUACGUUGCUAAGAAGCGUGGUGGCAUUCAUGAGCCCGAGAUCCGCAUUAUCCCUCUCAUUUUUCCAAUCAUUGUCGGUAUCUUCACCGCAGUGCUGUAUGGGCAAGGAGCUGCCCAUCCAACUCAGUAUCACUGGUUCGUUUACGUCUGGGCAGUGGCUGCAUACUACUUCACCUUUGUUGGAGCAAACAUCGUCGCCAUCACCUACCUCUUGGACAGCUACCCCCAGCGAGCCGGCCCGCUUCUCGUCAUUAUCUGCGCGUUCCGAGGCAUUAUAUCGUUUGGCGUCAGCUACGGUAUCAGCCCGUUCAUCGAGAAGAAUGGCUACGAUGGAGCGUUUGGAACGUUUGGAGGUCUGACUGGUGCACUGGGGCUUCUUGGUAUUCCUAUUUAUAUCUGGGGCAAGCAGAUUCGAAGGAUCACGGGACGGUACUGCAUGGAUAAGGAGAAGGGUGAGUAA